Molecule: messenger RNA, 564 nt
Organism: Camarhynchus parvulus
Lineage: Eukaryota; Metazoa; Chordata; Aves; Passeriformes; Thraupidae
Product: acid shock protein-like
Exons: 1
Coding region: 1-564 (187 amino acids)
Source: RefSeq, a predicted model, not a curated record
AUGAGGAUUGAAAAUGGCCUUGGUGAUUCAGACGGCGCGGACGUCACGGGGGUCAAGGUGGCGCCGGCGGCGGCGGCUCCGUGGAGCAACAGCGACAUCUGCCCGCGCCCGGCCGGGACCUGCGCGGCCGCACAGCGCCCAAAACCGGCAAAAAAACCCCGCAAAAAACCGGCAAAAUACCGGCAGAAAACCCGGCAGAAAACCGGCAAAAACCCCGCAAAAAACCGGCAAAAAACCGGCAAAAUACCGGCAGAAAACCCGGCAGAAAACCGGCAAAAAAACCGGCAAAAAAACCCCGCAAAAAACCGGCAAAAUACCGGCAAAAAACCCGGCAGAAAACCGGCAAAAAAACCGGCAAAAAAAACCCGCAAAAAAACCGGCAAAAUACCAGUAAAAUACCCGGCAGAAAACCGGCAAAAACCGGCAAAAACCCCGCAAAAAACCGGCAAAAUACCGGCAAAAAACCCGGCAGAAAACCGGCAAAAAAACCCCGCAAAAAACCGGCAAAAUACCGGUAAAAUACCCGGCAAAAAAACCGGCAAAAAACCGGUAAAAUACCGGUAA